GAGAUAAUGAAUAGAACCAACCUAGCGGUGCGUCGGCGGAUCCUUCUCGACAGCACUGACAUCACUCUUGCCCGACCGUGCCCUCUCUUACGCACCUGCAAUGAGACGGUUCAUGGUAGUCGAACCGCCCACACCGACGCCUCCCAAGGCCCCAAAAUCACCAUCCCGAAUUUGUACAGUUUAGGAUCCAAUGGCGACGAGGAGGAGGGGUCCCGAAAUCAAGAGCAAGCCCCUCUGACGACAGAAGACGGAGCGAAUGCCCCUCGUAAUAAAUACCUAAUUCUUCUCCCUGGUCUGACCCAAUCCCGUCCUUUCCCUUUUGUUUUAUCCCCUUUACUCUUCCUUUUCGAACCUUUUUAUACCCUCACAAUCCCUUUUCAAUUCCUCUGAUCCUCGAUCCCUAUCAUACGAUUCAAAAUGCCUACUUACGACGAUUCCGAUUUUGGUGUUAACGCCGCCCCCGCUCAGCAGCAGCAGCAGGAACAGGCCGUUGGCAGCGCUGGUGGCCGUUCUGGCAGCUAUGGCGGCAGCUUGAGCAUUCCUAGUGAUGCUCACCGUGGAAGUGCCAUUGAGGUUCCCGCCACGCGGUCCUCCAUCAGCGAUGCUUCUCACUACAUGCACAAUUUGAGCAUCUCCCCCGCUGCCAAGGAGAGACGGGGUUCUCGUAACUCCUUCGGCGCCUCCUUGCCCAUCCCCCGUUCCAAGAGACAGUCGAGACUGUCUUCCGUUGUCACCGCUGAGGAGGGCGGCCGUCCUGGCAUGCCCCCAAUUGCUCCUUCUCGGGACAUCAUUGCUGCCCAGCUUCAGGAUCUUGCUGGUGAGAAGGUCAAGGCUGCUAAGAACAUGUCCUUCGUCUUCGACAUUGAUGGUGUCUUGGUCCACGGUGACCGUCUCAUUCCUGAGGGUCGUCGUGCCUUGCAAAUCUUGAACGGUGACAACGAGCUCGGCAUCAAGAUUCCUCACAUUUUCCUCACCAACGGUUCGGGCAAGCCUGAGCAGCCUCGUUGCGAUCAGCUCUCCAAGAUUCUCGGAGUCCCAAUUUCGACUGAACAGUUCAUCCAAUCCCACACCCCUAUGCAGGCUCUGUCCGAGUACUACAACACCGUCUUGGUUGUUGGUGGUGAAGGCUACAAGUGUCGUGAGGUUGCCGAGCUCUACGGCUUCAAGGACAUCGUCGUGCCUAACGACAUUAUCGCUUGGGAUGAGACAAUUGCUCCCUUCCGAAAAUUCACCGCCGAGGAGCGUGCCACUUCUCGUCCCCGGGAUUUCAGCCGCAUGAACAUUGAUGCCAUCCUUGUCUUCUCCGACAGCCGUGACUUCGCCACCGAUCUCCAGAUCAUCAUGGACCUGCUUCAGUCGGAGAACGGCCGUUUCGGCACUCGCGCUAAGGACCCUGUUUCGCAGCGGAUUCCCAUCUACUUCUCCCAGGGUGACCUGUUGUGCCCUAGCGAGCACCCUUACCCGCGUAUGUCUCAGGGUGCUUUCCGUAUCGGUCUUGAGGCCAUGUACAAGGCUUUGACCGGUGAGGACCUCGAGCGUGUUGUCUAUGGUAAGCCUGAGCUGGCUACCUACAAGUACGCCGAUGAAGUCAUCACCAACUGGAUGAAUGUUAUCCACAACGAGGAGAAGCUCCCCGAGCACAUUUACAUGGUUGGUGACAACCCCGCCUCUGAUAUCGUCGGCGGUAACUCCUACGGCUGGAACACUUGCUUGGUCCGCACCGGUGUUUUCCAGGGCGGUGAGAACGACGAGGAGAAUCCCGCCAACUUCGGUGUCUUCCGUAAUGUGUUGGAGGCUGUCAAGACAGCCAUCUCCAAGGAGCUGGGCAAGGACUUCAAGUUUGAGUGGAACGAGAAGGCCAACCCUGUCAACGCAGCCCACGGUGUCUCGGCUGUGGAGUAAUUAUGAGGCAUGGCAUCGGGAAAUGGCGUUUUGUUUUUACCUUGACGAAAGCUUUUCAUUUUUCUUGUGAGGUCGUCCACGGUUGGCUUUUUAGUUACCCUUUUCUUUUUCUUCGUUUUUUACAUUUGAUGGACUAUUUGGACUGUAAUGUCAUCCGGUUUAAAUGAUAAAGAAUUGGAACAUCUUAUGAUGACUCGAAAAUACAAUUGCUACGGCUUUCAUACCCAAC
This is a messenger RNA of Xylona heveae TC161, 2131 nucleotides long. RefSeq names its product HAD-superfamily hydrolase. NCBI's taxonomy places the organism in Eukaryota, Fungi, Ascomycota, Xylonomycetes, Xylonales, Xylonaceae. The record is from RefSeq and is a predicted model, not a curated record. Gene Ontology annotation, cellular component: mitochondrion. The coding region runs from base 418 to 1902 and encodes 494 amino acids. The transcript is spliced from 4 exons. Gene Ontology annotation, biological process: glycerophospholipid biosynthetic process.